AUGUCUUCUCAAGAAGGUGACCUUCCCCCUCUCAGCGAUUACCCAGAUGCAACUAAAGUGGAUGAAUUAUGUGGUGAUCAAAGUGGUAAUUCAGCAUUUAAAUGUAAUUCAAUAAAUGAUGCAAUUUCUUAUUUUGAAACAAUUAAAAAUAUUCUGCGUGAUAUGGAUAGGCUAAAGGUACAUUAUUGUUCAGAUGGUGACCUUACUGUUUUAAUUUUAAUAUUUCUUUUUUUCCCAUCCACCACGGCAAUGUUUUCUCCCGGGGAUAGUUUCAAUUUCUAUGAUGACCCAACUCUUGGUAUUAACCUCCAACCUCUCACAACGACGUAUGUUGAAGUGGAAGAUAUAGAGAAUGAUAUCAAGAGAGUAUCAAGUAUGUUCUAUGAGGACACUGUUCUUCUUAGUUAUAAAUUACCCGAGCAUUUAAAGAAAUCACGUAAUUUCUUACAGCCAUACCUUGAUAUUAAACAUUCAAAAUUAAACUAUACACAACUAACAAACUCUAUUGACUUUGCAAAAGUCUUUGUUAAAGAAGGUAUAGCUUGUUUUGGUGAUAAUGUUGGUAUCAAUAAUUUGUUAGAAGAUAUAUUGCGUGAUAUGGAUAGGUUAAAGUUAACAUUAUAA
Molecule: messenger RNA, 624 nt
Organism: Dictyostelium discoideum AX4
Lineage: Eukaryota; Evosea; Eumycetozoa; Dictyosteliales; Dictyosteliaceae
Exons: 5
Coding region: 1-624 (207 amino acids)
Source: RefSeq, a predicted model, not a curated record